UUAUAGUGGGACUGCUGCGGGCAUUCUGACACUGCGGGGAAACUGACUUGGUGUCAUUGACAUCCCCAGUGACACCAAUAGUGAUCAGUGCUAAUAAAAAGCACUGACAUUGUACUAAUGGCGCUGAGCAGGAAGGGGUUAACAUGUGGGGCGAUCAAAGGGUUAUUUGUGUGCUGUUUUACUGUGUGCUGUGUGCUUUCAACUGUAAGCACACUGCUUUGUAUGGCUCUGCUAUGCACAGCCAUACAAAGCAGUGUGCAGGAGCUGACAGGGGAGAGAACUGUAUUUUUUACAUACAGUUCUUUCCCCCCCCCGGAAAUGCAAAAUCAU
Molecule: messenger RNA, 330 nt
Organism: Staurois parvus
Lineage: Eukaryota; Metazoa; Chordata; Amphibia; Anura; Ranidae
Source: the annotation of a GenBank genome assembly